Aspergillus oryzae RIB40 is the source of this 846-nucleotide messenger RNA. RefSeq lists its product as uncharacterized. Bases 1 to 846 code for a protein of 281 amino acids. The transcript is spliced from 2 exons. The record is from RefSeq and is a predicted model, not a curated record. Lineage: Eukaryota; Fungi; Ascomycota; Eurotiomycetes; Eurotiales; Aspergillaceae.
AUGGCCCGCAAUACUCGAUUUAUCCUCGUUCUUACCUUAUUCAUACUCUUCGCCGUUGCCGUUGGGGACGAUGUCGAAGGCUGUCCCCCAGGGCUGCCAUAUUCUCCCUUUAUUCCAUAUUUUCGCUAUCCGGCCGACUCUGCACAGGCAUGCUGGGGCUUUGCUAUCUGCACCUUUAUGGAAGCCGACGAGGCGCGCAAACAACAGUACGGAGCAACCGCCCUUGUGAUGGGCUUGGUGCCACUAACACUACGCGAUAUCGCCUGGCCCGAGCGACGUACUGUACUGGUCUCUGCCCCGCUACCAUUCAUCGCUGCGACGGCUGUUAGGGCGCUGGGCUUGGAGCCCACGCUUGCGGCAGAUGUGGAGGAGGAGCGUCUCCGACUGUGGUUGUCAUGGAUGCGCACGGGGUGGCUCACGAAUAUCAAAGCGAAAUCAAACAUCAUGAAAGCUCUAUUCGUCACUGUUACCUUUGUGCUUCUCCUCGUCUCCUAUGCCGCGUUGGCGCUGGUGGAAAUAUACUCUAAACGGAGUGCACUCGGCUGUCCGUAUCCCAUCUUUUGUCUGACGUGGUGCCUGGUGGGGAUUGUCCCGGGUGCGGUCCACAGCUUGUUUGCCAGCUGGCGGGAAGAUAAAUCGGGAAGAGCAGGUAGAGAGACGGCGGUGCAGGGAGCAGAUGAAGCCUGGCCGGUCCAGCUAACGUGGGCUAUCUAUUACACUGCAGGCACGCUUGUGUUUACAUCAAUCAUGGCUAUUACGGUGUUGGAGCUGUUCGUGUGGGUGGUUGUCAUGUUUGCUGUGACUGGGGCUAGCAAGCUCCUCGCUCUUUAUAUCUCUUGUGCUUAA